UGCGUCAUCCCGUUUCAGCCCUCCACUCGGACGAAGCGAGUACGUAGCUCACGUCGGGAACAGACUAUCGACCAGUUCCGAGUUUGAAGCAGGCCAUUCCUUCACCAGUUUGGGAACCUGCUUAGCAGGUGGACCAGACUCAUUCAGGAGUGCCUGCAAAAGAGAGAUCCGCUGCACUUGCUGAUCAAUACAGCACAACAAGGUUCCUGUCAAAGGACAGUUCCUGAGUCUCUCUGAGGACGCUCUGACCCGGCGGCGCGAUGUACAACGGCAUUGGAUUGAACACCCCUCGUGGGAGCGGCACUAAUGGGUACGUGACGCGGAACUGGGCGCACAUCCGCGGCCGCAAGGAAAAGGUGAACUACAAGACAGAAGAAGAGAUGAAGAAGCUGGAUGCUGCCAUGAGCAAGAAGCCGAACCAGGAGAUCCUGGACCACGAGAGGAAGAGGAAGGUGGAGCUGAAGUGCAUGGAGAUGCAGGAGCUGAUGGAGGAACAGGGGUACUCCGAGGAGGAGAUUGAGCGUAAGGUGGCGACGUUCCGGCGCAUGCUGAUGGAGAAGGAAGGCGUCGGCUCCACCAGCGCCGGGGGCAAGGAGGAGGAGGUGGAGAGGGGACCUGGUCGUCCAAGUGCGAAUCCCAAGGAGAGCCACCAGCUGGCGGAAGCUAACGAGAAGAAGAACCUGAAGAUGAAGGAGGCGUUCGGCAUCUCGGAGUCUUACGUGGACGGCAGCUCCUUCGACCCCGCCCGACGAGCCAAGGAGGCGGAGGCCAGAAAACAGCAGCAGCUGCAGCAGCAGCAACAGAAGAAGUACAACAUGAUCCGUGAGCCCAGCUCCUCCCCUUCACCGCCUCCUAAGAAGAAGAAGAAGAAGUCUGGAAGAGGUCGCAGCAGGUCUCGGAGUUCGUCGCCUGAGCGCAAGGAGAAAAAGCGGUCUCGCAAGCACAAGCGCGAAAGAUCUGAGUCGCGAUCUAAGUCCGGCAGAAAACAUAGAUCCAAAAGUCCUUCCCCCAAGCGUAAACACAAGGAAAAGAGCAAGCGGCGCAAGAGAUCCGUGAGUAAGACGCCCCCUCGUAAGGAGAAGCACGGGAAGAAGAAGAAGAGGAAGGAGCGAACUCCGACCCCCUCCAGCUCCUCCAGUUCCUCCGACUCCGACUCUGACAGCAGCAGCAACAGUAGCAGCUCACGAAGCUCUGCAAGCCCCUCGCCGGAGAGAAAGUCAAAGUCCUCUAAGCUCAGCAAGUCGGGCAGCGGGAGCCCGCGGAAGCACAAGGGGGGUAAGCCGAGCCGGAGCCCCCCCUCCCGCUCACCCAGCCCUCCCCCUCAGCAGAGCCCACCACGCAGACUGUCUCAUGAGAGGAAUGGCAGACAGGCGGAGUCCCCUGUCACCCAGCGCCCCCGUGCCUCAGACGCCCGGCGCUACCAGUCCCCGCCGCAGAAGGACAACAGCAAGAGCUACCGCUCCCCACAGCAGACAGCAGACAACAGAGGUCACAGCUCCGGACAGCGACCUUCAAGCCACGACGGGAGAACAGCAAACAGGGACAGGUCAAGGUCGUCCUCACACUCGGAGUCCGAGAGGUCACGAGGGUCGGUGUCUCCACCCAAGGAGAAAAGAGCAAGGAUGUCGCGGGACGAGUCUCCGAGGAAACAGCAGGAAGUGCGACGGUCCCGGAGUUAUUCCCGCUCGCCCGCCGCCCGCAGCCGAUCUCGAAGCUACUCCCACUCUCCCUCCCGCUCGCCCUCCCCCCAGCCGGCUCGCAAGUCUUGCAGCUACUCCAGGUCCAAGAGCCCGUCACCGCCGCCGCAGAGGAGACGUGACUCCCGGUCGUUGAGCUACUCUCCUGUCGGCAGGAUAAGCAGAGACAUGUCCCCGGCCAGGCGCAGCCCCAGCUACAGUCCCAGGAGGGUGAGCAGAAGAUCUCCGUCGGGCAGUGGCAGCAGUCGUAGCCGCAGCAGGAGUCACAGCGCCAGCCGCAGCCCAAGCCCCGCCCACAGACACUCCAAGAGCCACAGCCGCAGCUACAGCAACUCUCCGCCGCGGGUCAGGGGUCGUUCCCGUAGUUACUCCCCCAUCAUCCCCCGCCGACGCAACAGGGACUCGCCGAGCCAUCUGGAGCCGCGACGGAUAACCAGUGCGCGAAAGAGACCAGUGCCGUACUACCGCCCCAGCCCUCCCAGUUCCUACUACGACAGCGACAGCAGUUAUUACAGUCACAGCUCCAGAUCCAGAAGUAGAAGCUACAGCUACUCACGCAGCAGAUCUAGAAGCCGGAGCUACCGAGACUCACACAGCCGCAGUAACAGCUACCGCAGCUACACACGCAGUCGCUCUAGAAGUAGAAGCUACAGUUAUAGCAGUAGAGAAAGCUAUAGAAGAUGAUCAUUGUGCUUUCUUGUUCAUAGUCUGUCUACCUUGGAGUUAAGUCUGUCUGGUGGUAACCCUACCACAGGAAGGGUUGUUACUAGAUGGUUAACUCUUUAGGUAAGAUAUGUAGAUCUUGGUCAUAUACCAGUGUUUCCUUUUGGGGAGAGUAGUACUCAUAAGAAAGCUUAAAGUAUAGAGAGGGAAAACUUCUCUUUGGUGCUGAAAAAAAAGAUUAUUGCCAGGUGUAUGGUGCUCCUUUUUGAUUGCUUUCCUUCCUUUAGCCAAUCAAAAUUGAAGGUGAUUUUUAAAUUCGGUGUUUCGAGCAUAUAUACAACAAAUGAAUCGGUGUUUGAAAUAAAAUGAGUACUAAACAUACAGAGUAAGUGAGUACAUUAACUCUCAGUUCUGUACUUUGACUUUAUCUGGAAAAUUUUUAUUUCCUUAUCCAAAAUUUGCAUCAUGGGAACAUCCCUGCACAGGCUAGCACUGGUAUAUGCACGAGUGUUUAGUAUGUUAAUAUAUAGUAUCAAGUAAUAUAUGUAUCAUCUCAUAUUUUCUUGAAGAAAGAUGCCUGCAUCUUCAUAGAACAAUGUAUCAACAAGUCACGUGUGUGAGGACUCCUAGCUGUUGGUGUAUGAACUGCAGAAAAUGUGUACCUGACUUGUACAUGUAUGUUGAAAAAGCUGUACUACAUUUCAUGUCAGUUGAGAAAUCAUGCACACUAAAAAGACUCUGGGUCUCUUCAACUUCAAGAAACCUGUAAUGUACUUAAGAUGGAAAAGACAUAUUAUGUCUAUUGCUAUGUACUGCUCUGGAGUAGUGUUGUACACUUUGUAGCUCUUGGAAAGUAUGAUGAACAAUGUACAUAUAUAGUGGCCUGAGUACUUGAUUGUAGUGUUUGCUGCUACAUCGCUUGUAUACAUAAGCUGGGCGAGUUCAUUGUUCAAGUAGAGGGGUGGAAAGGUUCCUUGUAGAAUUUGAUUUAGUAGGAACACACUGCUUUUAGUAUCAUGAAGGAAAAUUGGUCUGUAAAAUUCCAGAAUUCAUUAAUUUGGCAAGAUUUGUACGUAAAAAAAGUUUGGAACGCUUUCCACCCCCUGCUAGAUUGUUGUUAUGCCAACUGUGUUGGCCAUCCUUAUUACACCACCUGCAGGAAAGUGGUACAAUCCGAACAUGAGUCCUUUUGAAAAGUAGAUAAUAAAGGGUUUCA
This is a messenger RNA of Branchiostoma belcheri (Belcher's lancelet), 3576 nucleotides long. Its product is annotated as serine/arginine repetitive matrix protein 2-like. The transcript is spliced from 18 exons. Bases 261 to 2381 code for a protein of 706 amino acids. Lineage: Eukaryota; Metazoa; Chordata; Leptocardii; Amphioxiformes; Branchiostomatidae. Gene Ontology annotation, molecular function: mRNA binding. The record is from RefSeq and is a predicted model, not a curated record.